GAGCCGCACAGCUGCUGCCGCACUCGGAGCGACUCGGACUCAGUGACUCACUUUGGAUUUUUGGGGUUUGGAGGAGAACCGCGGGGAGCAGAGCGGCAGGAGGAGCCGGACAGCGGAGCUCACGGUCGGCUUGGAUCGGCGGAAUGGCGGACCGGGACCCGGUACCGCUGCCUGCGGAGGUUCGGACCAAACUGGCCGAGCUGGAGCUGGAGUUGUCCGAGGGCGAUAUCACUCAGAAGGGUUAUGAGAAGAAGCGGUCCAAGCUGAUCGGAGCUUAUUUCCCUCAAACAGCAGGAAUGGACCCGUCCAUGGGCCCGGACCGGAGGACGCCCGUUACCCCGUCCUCGUCCUCCCGGUACCACCGCCGCCGGUCCUCGGGCUCCAGAGACGAGCGGUAUCGCUCAGACGUUCACACCGAGGCGGUGCAGGCGGCGCUGGCCAAGCACAAAGAAAGGAAGAUGGCGGUUCCGAUGCCUUCGAAGCGGCGCUCGCUGGUGGUGCAGACCUCCAUGGACGCCUACACGCCUCCAGACACCUCGUCGGGCUCGGAGGGCGAAGGUCAGGGGGACGGCGACGACGACGGAACGUCGUCCAGCCGGGAGGGCAGCAUCAGCAUGGAGCACUGGAUCAGCCGGGCCAUCCACGGCACCUCCUCCACCACCACCACCUCCUCCACCGCCUCCUCGUCCUCCUCCUCCACGCGGAGCGGCGGCAGCGGGGCAGCCGGCGGCAGGCUGGCCGACGUCCUGGCCCAGCACGUCCACAUCUCCAACCACUCUGCUCCUCCAGACGUCACUGGUUACACCAACAACACCGACGGCAUCCAGGUGGAGCGAACGCCGGCCGCUGGCACCGGAACCGGUACCGGCACUGCCGCCCCGAGACCGGCGCCCAGGUACGGCAACGCCGAGCUGAUGGAGACCGGAGACGGAGUUCCGGUCAGCAGCAGAGUUUCAGCCAAAAUCCAGCAGCUGGUCAACACGCUGAAGAGACCCAAGCGGCCGCCGCUCAGGGAGUUCUUCGUCGACGACUUUGAGGAGCUUCUGGAGGUGCAGCAGCCAGACCCCAACCUGCCCAAAGCUGAGGGUGCCCAGAUGGUGGCGCUGCAGGGCGAGCAGCUGGGCGUGGUCACCAACUGGCCCCCGUCCCUGGAGGCGGCACUGCAGCGCUGGGGAACCAUCUCCCCGAAGGCGCCCUGCCUCAGCACCAUGGACACCAACGGGAAGCCGCUCUACGUGCUCACCUACGGUAAACUCUGGUCCAGGAGCGUGAAGGUGGCCUUCAACCUGCUGCACAAACUGGGAACCAAGCAGGAGCCGCUGGUCCGGCCAGGAGACCGGGUGGCGCUGGUGUUCCCCAACAACGACCCGGCCGCCUUCAUGACAGCGUUCUACGGCUGCCUGCUGGCCGAGGUGGUUCCGGUUCCCAUCGAGGUUCCGCUCACCAGGAAGGACGCUGGCAGCCAGCAGAUCGGCUUCCUGUUGGGCAGCUGUGGCGUGACGGUGGCUCUGACCAGCGACGCCUGCCACAAGGGGCUGCCCAAGAGCCCCACCGGGGAGAUCUCACAGUUCAAAGGCUGGCCCAAACUGUUGUGGUUUGUCACCGAGUCCAAGCACCUGUCCAAACCGCCCAGAGACUGGUUCCCUCACAUCAAGGACGCCAACCAGGACACAGCCUACAUCGAGUACAAGACGUGUAAGGACGGCAGCGUGCUCGGCGUCACCGUCAUGAGGAUAUCGAUGCUGACCCACUGCCAGGCCUUGACUCAGACCUGUUCGUACACAGAAGCCGAGACCAUCGUGAAUGUUUUAGACUUCAAGAAGGAUGUGGGGCUGUGGCACGCCGUGCUCACCAGCGUGAUGAACAUGAUGCACGUCAUCAGCAUCCCCUACGCCCUGAUGAAGGUCAACCCUCUGUCCUGGAUCCAGAAGGUCUGCCAGUACAAAGCUAAGGUGGCCUGUGUCAAGUCCCGGGACAUGCACUGGGCUCUGGUGGCCCACCGGGACCAGAGGGACGUCAACCUGAGCUCGCUGAGGAUGCUGCUGGUGGCUGACGGGUCCAAUCCUUGGUCCAUCUCGUCCUGUGACGCUUUCCUCAACGUCUUCCAGACCAAAGGACUGAAACAGGAAGUGAUCUGUCCCUGUGCUAGUUCCCCGGAAGCCCUGACGGUGGCCGUCCGCAGGCCGCUGGAGGAAGGCAGCUCCCCGCCGGGCCGCGGCGUUCUGUCCAUGCAGGGUCUGAGCCACGGUGUGAUCCGGGUCGACUCGGAGGAGAAGCUGUCGGUUCUGACGCUGCAGGACGUGGGCUCGGCGAUGCCUGGAGCUGUGAUGUGUGUGGUGAGGCCUGAAGGCGUCCCUCAGCUCUGUAAAACUGACGAGAUCGGAGAGUUGUGCGUUUGUACAGUUGCCACGGGAACCUCAUAUUAUGGUCUGACUGGCAUGACCAAGAACACCUUCGAGGUCUUCCCGGUGUCCAACGGCGGUUCUCCCAUCAGUGAGUUUCCCUUCACCAGAACCGGCCUGCUGGGCUUCAUUGGACCUGCAGGUCUCAUAUUUGUUGCUGGGAAGAUGGAUGGUCUGAUGGUGGUCGGAGGGCGUCGGCACAACGCCGAUGAUAUCGUUGCCACGGCGCUGGCUGUGGAGCCAAUGAAGUUCGUCUACAGGGGCCGGAUAGCCGUGUUUUCCAUCACGGUGCUUCAUGACGAGAGGAUCGUGGUUGUAGCUGAGCAGCGACCGGACUCGACCGAGGAGGACAGUUUCCAGUGGAUGAGCCGAGUUCUGCAGGCCAUAGACGGGAUCCACCAGGUCGGGGUCUACUGUCUGGCCCUGGUUCCCUCCAACACCCUGCCCAAGACUCCUCUGGGAGGAAUCCACCUGUCCGAGACCAAACAGCUCUUCCUGGAGGGGGCGCUGCACCCCUGCAACGUGCUCAUGUGUCCGCACACCUGCGUCACCAACCUGCCCAAACCCCGGCAGAAACAACCAGAGAUCGGCCCGGCCUCGGUGAUGGUGGGGAACCUGGUGUCGGGGAAGCGGAUCGCUCAGGCCAGCGGCAGAGAUCUGGGUCAGAUCGAAGACAACGACCAGGCAAGGAAGUUCCUGUUCCUGUCGGAGGUGCUGCAGUGGCGAGCUCAGACGACUCCGGACCACGUCCUGUUCACGCUGCUCAACUCCAGGGGAACCGUCUCCAGCUCCCUGACCUGCCUGCAGCUGCACAAGAGGGCGGAGAAGGUCGCCGCCCUGCUGGCCGAGCGAGGCCACCUGCAGGACGGAGACCACGUGGCCCUCGUCUACCCGCCAGGUGUCGACCUGAUCGUGGCGUUCUACGGCUGCCUCUACGCCGGCUGCGUUCCCAUCACGGUGCGACCGCCCCACCCCCAGAACAUCAGCACCACGCUGCCCACCGUCAAGAUGAUUGUGGAGGUGAGCCGCUCCGUCUGCGUCAUGACCUCACAGCUCAUCUCCAAACUGCUCCGGUCCAAAGAAGCUUCGGCCGCCGUCGACGUCCGGACCUGGCCGCCGGUGCUGGACACAGACGACCUGCCAAAGAAGAAGCCUCCGGUGCUGUACCGGGCGGCCGACCCCGACACCCUGGCCUACUUGGACUUCAGCGUCUCCACCACCGGCAUGCUGGCCGGAGUCAAAAUGUCCCACACCGCCACCAGUGCCUUCUGCCGCUCCAUCAAGCUGCAGUGUGAACUCUACCCGUCCAGAGAGGUGGCCAUCUGCCUCGACCCGUACUGUGGCCUCGGCUUCGUCCUCUGGUGCCUUUGCAGUGUGUACUCAGGUCACCAGUCCAUCCUCAUCCCGCCGUCGGAGCUGGAGGGGAACCCGUCCCUCUGGCUGUCGGCCGUCAGUCAGCACAAGGUCCGCGACACCUUCUGCUCCUACAGCGUCAUGGAGCUGUGCACCAAAGGCCUCGGCCUGCAGACCGACGCCCUCAAGUCUCGCGGCCUGGACCUGUCCCGGGUCAGAACCUGCGUGGUUGUGGCCGAGGAGCGUCCCAGGAUCGCCCUGACCCAGUCCUUCUCCAAACUCUUCAAGGACCUGGGCCUCCACCCGCGGGCCGUCAGCACGUCGUUCGGCUGCCGGGUCAACCUGGCCAUCUGCCUGCAGCCUCACAGGCUGGGAAAGCUUGCCGACCAGGUAGGAAACCACCACAGCCUCCAACCACCUCCACCUCCACCCCACUGCCUGUCAGCACAUCCCCCAUCAGCUGGCUUUAGGUCACCACUCCUUCAAGUUCUAGAUUUAAAGAUCUGA
Stegastes partitus (bicolor damselfish) is the source of this 4262-nucleotide messenger RNA. Its product is annotated as disco-interacting protein 2 homolog C-like. The record is from RefSeq and is a predicted model, not a curated record. Lineage: Eukaryota; Metazoa; Chordata; Actinopteri; Pomacentridae. The coding region runs from base 144 to 4262 and encodes 1372 amino acids. The transcript has 33 exons.